CGACUCUUUUUGGAAUCGACUCCCAGGCUGAAACGGUGUGCCAGCUGAGGACAGAAAGAAUGCGCUGAAACCGCAGAGUGGACAUGAACCAGUGUCUCCAUGAUGAGUCAAACUGAGCAGAUGGAGAUGGCAGGGCCGAGCAGCAGCUGCAGCUCGCGAAUGAUGAAGAGGAAGGCAUGGGGAGGCCUGCGGCAGCGCUGGAAACUCCUAGGUGUGUUUGAAAUCGACCAGCAGCACGAGUUCUACCUGCUCACCUGCAUGAUGAAGGAGGGACUGGCGGCAGCUGUGCAGAACACCAUCGACAACCCAAUACCUAACGAACUCUCUGAAGAUGAUUAUCAACUCGAGGUGACACAAGUCCAUAAGGACUUUAGGAUGGAGACGUUCGCAGGGCCGGUGUUUGCCAGCCUGCGGCGCUCUCUGGGGAUGAUGGAGAAAGAGUAUCAGCAUUCUCUGUCCUCUGAAGGCUGCUACCUGCAGUUCAUCAGCAAUUCAAAGAGCAAAGCUAAUUUCUUCCUAACACACGAUAAAAGAUUCUUCCUGAAGACACAGAGCAGAAGGGAAAUUCGAUUCCUCCUCUCUCACCUUAAGGGUUACAUGGAACAUCUGGAGAAGUAUCCCCACUCUCUCUUGGUUAAGUUUUUAGGUGUUCAUAGCAUCAAGAUCGGCCAUCGGAGGAAGUAUUUUAUAGUGAUGCAAAGUGUCUUCUAUCCUGAUGAAAGAAUAUGUGACAGAUAUGAUAUCAAGGGCUGUGAAGUGAGCCGGUGGACGGACCCAGCACCCGAGGGGAGUCAGGUCAUCGUUGUUCUCAAGGAUCUCAAUUUUGAGGGAAACUUUAUUACAUUAGACCAACAACGGCCCUGGCUGUUACGUCAGGUGCAAAUCGACACGUCUUUCCUCCGGACCCUGAAUGUACUGGACUACAGCCUCCUGGUCGCUCAUCAGCCCCUGCAUCAGGACGAGCGCCACCCCAGCUUGUCCUUCGCCACCCUCAUCAUGCGUACCAAGAAAUCCCUCACUUUGCUCUCUACAAGGCCAGUGGCAGGCAGGUCAGUAAACACAUGCUCCAGUGCUGCUGUCCCAGGGGUGGUGCCUGAGGACGACUCAACCAUCCAAGCCACAGAACUGGAUUCGGAGUCGUCUCUGCGUGGCAGAUUCACAGAGACGUCUCAGGCUGAAUUUGGAGAACAGAACGAGGGCGCUUCUAAGGCUGGAUCAGAAUCGGCUGAACUGCUGGAGUUUCAGACGCAGAACCGAAGGCUGCUGCCUAACUUCAAAAACCCGAUUCACGUAAUAGACGGGCCAGAACAGCGCUAUUUCGUCGGCAUCAUUGACAUCUUCACUGUUUAUGGCUUCAAGAAGAGGCUUGAGCACCUGUGGAAGAGCCUGAGGCAUCCUGGACAAAGUUUUUCCACUGUCAGCCCCUCUGCUUACUGUCUGAGGCUGUGCCAAUGGGUACAGGACCAUACCAAGUAGACUGUGAUUUUGGGGGACAAUAAGCUGGUGCUGAAAACACGCUGUAGUAAAUAAGAGUUUCAGCCUGCAUGUAGCCACAAUGCAAACAUACGAGCAUACUGCUAAGGGUUUUUGUUAAAGAGAACAGGAUUACACUACAAGCACUACAAUACCCUGACAAAAAUACUUGAAUAGUCCAAGUGUCAGUUCUAUGAUUAUAGUGAAGUUGGAAUUUAAUUUGUUAAAAGGUUUUCAUCAUAAAAUUCUUUAAAAGUGCUUUAAAAUGUCAUUCAUAAAAGUUGAAUACAGAGUGUGAUUUGCGGUUCAGAAGAUCGUAUAGAAAUGUUAAAAAAAACAGGACUGAUCUGUGAAAGUAUUCCUUUUUGUGCUAACAUUGUGGCUACAUCCGGAUUUAUAAUGUUUGGAAAAAAGAGGAAUGAGGAAUAAUUUUUUUGUUAAAUUCCACACAAAAAUCCAAAGAGACGAUGAUGACGCAUCCAGCUGCAGCAUCCAUUUUCCAAAGCCAUGCAAAUGAGAAUACUUUAUAUAUAUAUAUAUA
Hemibagrus wyckioides is the source of this 2014-nucleotide messenger RNA. It is a transcript of the gene pip5kl1, whose product is annotated as phosphatidylinositol-4-phosphate 5-kinase-like 1. The transcript has 11 exons. Bases 100 to 1476 code for a protein of 458 amino acids. Gene Ontology annotation, biological process: phosphatidylinositol metabolic process. NCBI's taxonomy places the organism in Eukaryota, Metazoa, Chordata, Actinopteri, Siluriformes, Bagridae. Gene Ontology annotation, molecular function: phosphatidylinositol kinase activity. The record is from RefSeq and is a predicted model, not a curated record.